AUGAGCGAGGAGGCACUCGCCGCCCGCAAGGAGCAACUUUCUCAAGACCUUGCUCGUGCAAAGGAUGCUGGCUGGAAUAACCCCAUCCCCUUCAACUACGAGACCGUCGUCGGCGGUGAAACUGAGAAGGAUGAGACCCGCCAGGACGCCCUUUGGCUGUCUGAUGCCGCUAUCUACCAGUGGGAUGACGACUUUGGUGACGUCGGCGAGCCCAAUCCCGAGUUGGAGAAGAUGCUUUUCGACGACGAUAACAUUCAGCGUGCCGGUGGAGCCAUCAAGGCUCUCACGUAUGACGUUGCGAUUGAAGGUCCCGAGAAGAUACAGCCUAUUCGCGAGUUCGACGAUGCCGGUCUUCACCCUGUCAUGCUCCAGAACGUCAAACUUUGCAGGUACAACGCGCCUACGCCCAUCCAGUGCUACUGUAUUCCUGCUGUAUUGACUGGCCACGAUGUCGUUGCUGUCGCUCAGACUGGUUCCGGCAAGACGGCCGCCUUCCUUAUUCCUAUCCUGUCCAAGCUGAUGGGCAAGGCUCGUCAGCUUGCAGCUCCCCGCCCAAACCCGGCUCGCUACAACCCCCUCACUGACCGUGUCCGUGCCGAACCUCUUGUCCUUGUGGUCUGUCCCACCCGAGAGUUGGCUUGCCAAAUAUUCGACGAGGCUCGUCGUCUGUGCUACCGCACAAUGUUACGCCCUUGUGUAGUCUAUGGUGGUGCUCCGACCCGCAACCAGCGCGAACAGCUGGAGAUGGGCUGUGAUAUUCUCAUCGCUACUCCCGGUCGCCUGACGGACUUCAUGCAGAACCUGAACCUGCUCUCGUUCCGCCGUCUCAAGUUCACUGUCAUUGAUGAGGCUGAUGAGCUGCUAUCUUCGGGCUGGGAGGAGGCCAUGGAGAAGCUGUUCUCUGGAUCCGACGUCAACGCUGAUGCCGAUCAUACCUACCUCAUGUUCUCGGCAACCUUCCCCAAGUCCGCUCGCCGCCUCGCGAAGGAGUAUAUGGAGGAGGAAUACCUGCGUAUCAAGGUCGGACGUGUCGGCAGUACCCACCAGAACAUCACCCAAACCAUCGUCUACGUGGACGAGCGUGAGAAGGACCAGGCUCUGUUUGACCUGAUCUUCUCCAGCGAACCUCAGCGUACACUCAUCUUCGUCAACUCUAAGCGCAAGUGCGAUAUGGUCGACGACUUCCUCUACAACAAGGGCAUGCCUUGCACGUCCAUCCACUCAGACCGUACUCAGCGCGAGCGCGAGGACGCCCUGCGUUCCUUCCGCACAGCGCGUUGCCCCAUCCUCGUUGCUACUGGUGUCACCGCUCGAGGUCUUGAUGUUGCCAGCGUCAAGCACGUCAUCAAUUACGAUCUUCCUUCCACUCAGCACGACGGCAUCACCGAGUAUGUGCACCGCAUAGGCCGCACUGCUCGUAUUGGUAACGAGGGUAAGGCGACAUCCUUCUACAAUGACCGCAACGAGGACAUUGGUGAAGACCUUGUCAAGAUCCUCCUCGAGUCCAAGCAGGAAGUCCCGGGCUUCCUGGAGCAGUUUAAGCCUGAGGACCCAGAUAUCAUCGAGUGGCGCGACGGCACCGAUGAUGAGUCUGACGAUGGCCUUGGUGGUGGCUUCGGCAGUGGCGAGGCUGGCGGCUUCGGUGGUGACGAUGGCGGCUUCUCUGGCGGUGAUGAGGGCAAGGUUACUUCCUGGUAA
Molecule: messenger RNA, 1698 nt
Organism: Didymella exigua CBS 183.55
Lineage: Eukaryota; Fungi; Ascomycota; Dothideomycetes; Pleosporales; Didymellaceae
Product: DEAD-domain-containing protein
Exons: 6
Coding region: 1-1698 (565 amino acids)
Cellular component (GO): nucleus
Molecular function (GO): RNA binding; RNA helicase activity; ATP binding
Source: RefSeq, a predicted model, not a curated record